Molecule: messenger RNA, 429 nt
Organism: Fulvia fulva
Lineage: Eukaryota; Fungi; Ascomycota; Dothideomycetes; Mycosphaerellales; Mycosphaerellaceae
Exons: 2
Coding region: 1-429 (142 amino acids)
Source: RefSeq, a predicted model, not a curated record
AUGCACGCCAUUCUUGCUAUAGUAGCUUUCCUAGCUACCGCGAUCGUUGCUCAAGACUCAAGGCCCUGUGUGAGAACUGGCAGAAGGGGCUCGUGUGAAGGAGAUCCAUACUCAGUACACUGGUUUUGCCCCGAUGGAACAAACUAUCCUACGCUGGAGCCAGGCUCUCCUUGCGAGCCCGAGAAUGGCAAACAAGGCACCGACUUCUGCGUGAGUGAAUGCGCAUGGAAAGAUUCACUUCGUCUGCUGACUCGAAUCAACACAGUGCCGCUCCUGAAGGUACUGGUGACCAAGGUACAGGUCUCGAAGUGGAGGUGUAAGCCUCUAUCCGACGGCUGUGCGGACAGCGUUCUCAGCUACGUCGAGGGUACUCAGCAGCCUAGAGCCAUGACAGGAGGGUUGAUGAAGGCUUGUCCACAGAGCACGUAG